Hermetia illucens (black soldier fly) is the source of this 1264-nucleotide messenger RNA. RefSeq names its product nucleoporin Nup37 (gene Nup37). Gene Ontology annotation, cellular component: nuclear pore outer ring. Lineage: Eukaryota; Metazoa; Arthropoda; Insecta; Diptera; Stratiomyidae. The transcript has 4 exons. The record is from RefSeq and is a predicted model, not a curated record. Bases 284 to 1246 code for a protein of 320 amino acids. Gene Ontology annotation, molecular function: protein binding.
CAAUAUUCUUUCAAUUUCAAAUAAAAUUUAAUUAUUUCGUGAUAAUUUCCAAACAAAUAAUAUCCAAACGACAUUGGAAGCGAUGCAAUGUUUAUUAGGGAUAAUCUGUACUAGUUAAGAGAACCUUACAAUUUAUCAAAUAUGAAGAUGGUCUUGUAAAUAAAUUUUGUCCGCCAAUUUCCCUAUAACCUCUCAAGUCGCGACAGUCGGUAGUAUUUCGAGAAUAUUUAUUUAUUAAGUGUUGAUGAUUAUUAUCAUUUAGUGGUUGUCAUUCCAAGAAAAAAUGCGGAAUUCAACUCCUCCAACUCACGUUAUCAAUCUCUCCGAUCAGAUUUAUGCAUUUGAAAUAUCAGGCAGUGAAUGGACGACAAAUCUCUUGUGUAUUGCAGUUACCAAAAAGAUAAUUUUAGGCAUCGUGAAAUUUCCAGAAGAAUCCGAAAUCGAACAAUUCGAGUGGCAUCAACUCAAAGAACUUUACCACGAAUCCCGUUGCCAUGCAAUCACAUUCGCCCCCGAGACAUCAUUGGCAGUUCUCCCUAAAGUCGUCACUUUCUGUGCAGCCGGUGCUGAUUUCAUCCUUCGAAUCUACCGCAGUGACUUACAAAACAGUGAUACAAUUCAGCAGUUGAAAGGUCACACAAGUUAUAUUAACGAUGUGGCCUGGGAACCGGAGGGUGAAUACUUAGCUUCAGUUAGCGACGAUCAUACUUGCAUUAUCUGGAAUGCCCGCGAUAAUUUUGAAACUGUUACAAACUUUUGCUUAACAUCGGCUGGUAUGUCGGUAAAGUGGCAUCCCGAAGAGAUUGGCAAAAUGCUUGUUGCCGAGAAGAAUGGAAUUAUUCAUAUUUAUAAUGCAAAAUCACAGCAAGUAAUUAUGUCGCUGGAGUCACCGAAAAUUCCGUUGAUGUGUGCCGAUUGGGCGUUAUCGAAUCGUUUGUUUAUUACUGCUGUGGCGGGUGGUGAUGUUUUUACGUGGGAUUUACGAAGAGCAAGCCGCCCAGUCGAAACGAAGCCGAUUCACGAAGACGGUGGUCGUAUCGUUAAGUUUAAUCCCAACAACGAGUUGAUUCUAGCGAGUGUUGGGCGUCCAGAUAUUACCCUGAAAGUGCACAACAUGAAGUCUCCGGUGCCACAAAUAGAAGCAUCAGUUAAAUUAUUUGGUGGGCUAUCAUGGCAUCAUCGAUUGCCUUAUGUCGCUAUAGGAUGUGAUAGAAAGUUAUGUUUCUGGAAAGUUCAAAUGAAAUAAAUGGAAUUUAUUGGUUCA